This is a messenger RNA of Magallana angulata, 997 nucleotides long. RefSeq lists its product as uncharacterized. Lineage: Eukaryota; Metazoa; Mollusca; Bivalvia; Ostreida; Ostreidae. Bases 115 to 906 code for a protein of 263 amino acids. The transcript has 4 exons. The record is from RefSeq and is a predicted model, not a curated record.
CUCCCAGCAAACCCUGAAUUACCAUUGGAUAAAACGAAAACUCGGCGUUUCUCGGGAUACAGACGGACUAUAAGAGAGCGGAGAUUUCUGAAGUUUGCAAAGAGAUUUAAAACAAUGGAUGGCUUUUAUUUCGUAGUGACUUUUAUUGGAGUUUUUCUGUGCUGUGAAGGUCGUUAUUUCCGACCUUUCCCGAUUUCCUCCGAGCCCCAAUCCGUGUUUGAUGCUGUGGAGAGGAACACUGACUUACAGUAUAGCGACCAGGCCCACGGUGUGACGGCGUUACGUGACGUCGAUUUGAGAUCAUGUUACAUCACUAACUACGACCCAGAAUGGAGCCUGGAUCAGGACGGCAAGAUUGCUGUCAUGGAAACCGUGUCACCAAUAAUAAUGAGGGACGAAGCCUUGUUUAGCCAGUUUAUCAGACGAGUGGGUCCUAUUGUCGGCAAACUCUGUAGAACCAGCAAGGUCUACGUGGUACGACCCACCGAGAUCAGCACCGACACCGACGAGUCCUCCAUAUUUGCUGCCCCUCCUCCACCCGGUCAACCUGUCCCACACAAAAUAUAUUUCGACAGCGGCGAACAUGUGCGACCAAGACCGUUCAGAAUUCCCACAAAGAAACCUGAAUUCCAGGAGCAUAUCAAAGAGCAUGAGGAAUUUGGAGUACCGACCAAAAAACCCGAAUUUAGUGCUUCCGGUCAUGGUGCGCAUGGGCAGCACGCAUUUCCAGUUCAGGCGGGAGGAUCAGAACACAGGCCAUUUCUCGUUCCUCAGCCUCUACAGCAAGGAAUUCCUCAGCUGAAGCACCACGGACACGGUCACUUCCGCAAACGGAGCGACAACAGUCAGGAAGUUGCCGUUCCUGUUCCCAUGAGACAGGACACCCCCCACCUUCGUCAACCUUAGAGACAGUGAUUUUUUUCUGUGUACAUGCAUUUAAUCUUUCAGAACAUUAUGCUUUUCGGUUUGCAAUUCUCAUAUAACCAAAUCACCUUUU